Messenger RNA from Melitaea cinxia (Glanville fritillary), 552 nucleotides. Its product is annotated as chorion class B protein PC10-like. Gene Ontology annotation, molecular function: structural constituent of egg chorion. Gene Ontology annotation, biological process: chorion-containing eggshell formation; multicellular organism development. The record is from RefSeq and is a predicted model, not a curated record. NCBI's taxonomy places the organism in Eukaryota, Metazoa, Arthropoda, Insecta, Lepidoptera, Nymphalidae. The transcript is spliced from 2 exons. The coding region runs from base 1 to 552 and encodes 183 amino acids. Gene Ontology annotation, cellular component: egg chorion.
AUGCGAGCAAGGACUGUUCUUCUGUUCUGCCUUCAAGCAUUUUUGGCAAAGGCCAUUUACAGUCAGUGUAUCGGUAAUGUAUACAACGAAGGACUAGCCUGGAACGGAGCACCAUUAUCUGCUCCUUGGGCAGCACCAAUUGCACCCUGCGGAGCAGAGUUAGGGACAUUUUCUCCCCUCGCCGUAUCUAAUGGAGGAGGCUUCGCAGUCAAAAGUAUAUCCCCAAUUGCCGUUACCGGUAUAAAGAUGACGUCAGAGAACGCUUACGAAGGAAGCCUAGCUGUGACUGGUUCUUUACCAUUCUUAGGAGCUGUGGCGUUAGAAGGCGCUUUACCAACAUUAGGAGCUGGUGACGUCAAAUAUGGUUGUGGUAAUGGCAAUGUUGAGAUUUUGAGUGAGGGUGUCACUGGUUACAAUAAUGGGCCAUAUGGAUUUGGUGCUGCUGGAUUUGGGCCAGCUGAAUUAGGGUAUGGUUUUGGAGCGCCAAUUGCUUAUGAAGCUGGUUUGCGUGGACCAUAUGCCCAUGGUUUCAGAGGGUGUGGACUCGCUUAA